AUGAAUAUGUUGGAUGAUGAAGAUGACCAAAGCUUUCACGCUACGCGUGACGGCUACUCCCAUUUGAGCGAUGUCGAAUGGGAUGCGGUUGAACGAAUGGGUUCGACCAUGGGCAUCCAUGCUGUUAGCGUCAUGCUAGAGGCUCUCAAUAGAGAUGCCCAACAUGCUACUAUCGCCAAGUUCAUUCAAAAUGAACUUGACGCAGAACGCGAGAAAGUAGCCUUGCUUCACCAACAAGGUUCUCAACAAGCAGAGUUGUUGAGAGAACAAGGUGCUCAACAGUUUGAACUGUUGAGACAGCAGCAGGCUGCUGCUGGCGGGUCGAUGCACUCGCGUCGGCCCGAGACUUUUGAAGAUUGA
Molecule: messenger RNA, 360 nt
Organism: Peronospora matthiolae
Lineage: Eukaryota; Oomycota; Peronosporomycetes; Peronosporales; Peronosporaceae
Source: the annotation of a GenBank genome assembly